Durusdinium trenchii is the source of this 1341-nucleotide messenger RNA. Lineage: Eukaryota; Dinophyceae; Suessiales; Symbiodiniaceae. The record is from the annotation of a GenBank genome assembly.
UCACCACCCAAAGAAGUGAGCACCGCGCCCCUCAUCCACCCUGGACCGUCGAGCACGCCGGGUCUCGAGCCUGGCAGUAGACCUGAGGACUACAUGAUCUCCGCCGCUCAUCUCACCGGGACAACAUGUGGAUCAUCCCUGAACAUCGACCAAUGUCUUCCCCAGUCUAUCGCAUCCUUCCAGAUGCCCGGCUACAAGGCUUCUCUGUGGCGUGGCUCCCUGUGGCGUGGACCUUCGUUGUACCCCCUGUGCAGCCGGGUGGAGCGCAGGUGCACUGCCAAGGUUCUCCGGUGAAGAAAUGGGAACUGCAAGCGCGAUUUGGCGGACAACUGCUUCGCCACUGUUUCAAGGAGGCGGCCAACUCAGCUCUCCCAGGCGACGGAGAGGGCGACGUGGAGAACUGGCAGGAGCUCGAAACCGAAAGUGAGGACGAGGACGAGGAGGAGGAGGAAGAGUGGGACACGUUGGGUGAGCUGGUGCAGCUGCCGCGCAGUGGCCCUGCACAGCCGGUGGUGGACGAGGUCAUGGAGAAGAGACCAAAAUACACCGACGUCAUGACCAGCUUGUGUGUGCGGAGCAUGGCGGGUGACACGAUCCUGGAGAUGCAGAUAGGUUCAUGGCAUGUGCUUUCGCUGCCGAUGAAGUACUUCAUUUGUGGUCGGCUCCGGAUGCGGGACGGGGAGUAUGACUUGCUGUUCGAGAACCACAUCUUGGGCCUCGAUGAGAAGCUCGGGAAGCUCAUCUCUGAAAUUCCAGAGCACGGCAUCGAGCUCAUGCUCGUGAGGAACCUGCGGCCAGAUGAGGACCAUCCGAUGGAUCACUGGCCCAACGACGAGUACGAGGACCAUGAGAUCGAUCAAGUCAUGCGACGAGUUCAACUGCUGCGCGGCGGCGCGACUGGCGCUCCACGCUCGCCUCGCUCCAUGAGACAUGCGUGGCGCAAUACGCCGCAGCUCACGCAAGUGGCCAAUGCGGAUUGACUAAGAGCCAAUGCGCUCCAAAGGGCACUGAAUUCUUCGGGGUUCCGCCUCCGACCAACUGAAGUUGCAAGCCGGACGGACAAGCCAAUGGCCGAAACGUGGACCCUUGAGUCAUGAUCACCCUUGUGGUGAAGUCAUGUGAAGUCAUGUGAAGUCCAUGGAAGCCCUCUUCGGUGACUCUUGAUCAAGAGUCAAGAUCUCAGUGGGGCCUCAGGGAACCUCAUGGACUCAAUGGACUCAGUGUAUGACGGAAGGCGGCUAGAAAUUCCUUCAUAGCUCCUUGGAGGCGGUGGCCUGACAUGUGCGCGACAUGUGCGCGACAUGUGCUAGUUUUCUGAUUGUAAUGGGCUAUGUUCAUGGG